AUGUCGAAGCCGCUAACCAUUGCGCACUUGACGUUGCCCGAGGGCUUCGAAGGCAACCCGUGGCAAUGGCUCGCGAAGAUGAUCAAGGCCCAGAUGUACCCUUCUUUCGGUCCACACUUUCUGGAUCGUGUCAAGGUACUACUGUGCCUCCUGUCAGUGUGAGUGUGGGAAGUAUUUAUCUCGUGUCUUCGAAGAAUAUGUGCACACGGUCAUUCGACGCUGGGCCUGGUUGUACGCCAAUUGGCCCGGGACAUCAAUCAUGCCUGUUCGGGAAGGUGUCGAGCCGGGUGUCCCACGGUUUUCCCUCGAGAUGCGCCAUCGAUGAGGCCGCGACAAUCACAUGUUAAAACCUAACGGCAUGCUCUACCCAAGUACUGACCACGGUUUUCGCCUUACACUAGAGCCAUCUUGGUCGCCUUUAUGUAUCUAUUCAUGACGAUCCGUGACAUCAAAGCUCGGCGGAAACAAAUCUGGUUCGCGCGCGUCGUAUCCCGGCCUCAAGGUGAGCCAGACACGUUUUUGGUGGUCUACUAACCGUUGUCGACACUUGUCGAAUUAGGGGGCGGGACUGAACAUGGCGCAUCCCUCAUCUUUGCAGGUCGAUACAUCAUUGUCAAUCAAUACCUGGGGUAUCCGGUUUGCUUCUCGAUCCUCAUGCUCGGUGCGUUCACUCUCGGCUUGCUCACGUGACUCGGACUCCGAGGCACUCUCCGAGUCGAGCCCGAAGCCCCGUGACUGAUCCUGUCCUGCGCGACCCCCGGCCCCCUCACCAACUUCAGUGUGGAUCGGUUGGGUCGUCUACCUCUAUUUCAUGUUCUACAAGACUACAGUCACACCUCAGCUCCUCUUCCUGUACCAACCUCUCACCUACAUACCUCUCUUCGCCCAUCUCUCAACAACGACGAUCACAACGCUCUCUGGUGCGAAUCUCGCAUCACGGCGGGCACCAACUUCGGAUCGCCAUCGCCUCUCCCCACUUGCAGCCAACUCCCUCUACUUCGCGUUUGUGCCGCUCUUUGUGAUUUGCAUCGGCAUGACUGGAGGAAUCAACGCCGCGGCGUGGCGGAAAUUCGCCCAAGACUGGGAGGUUCUAUAUAAAACGCUUCAAUCGGCGGCUAGGGAAUGGGAUGGGACCUUGAGCCAAUCAACAAUCGACACCGUCAAUUAUCUGUCUGAUCAAAGGUGAGUUUUCUCAGCAGCAUCGAGAUGCGCGCGGGCCGUUCUCGGACUGCGCGCGAACAUCCCAUUGAAAUGGCCGGCUUGUUCGGUAUUCAUCCUCAGAAUUGCGUCGGCCAACGACUGGAGAAGAGCGGUACAGGGGUGCACGGUCGUGUAUUGCUUGUUUGCAUCUCUCCUCAUCAUUGUGAGUCGCGCAAUCCGUGCGCUUCCUGCGCCUGCGCCCGCGAGCGCAGCAUGUUGACACCCCCUUUCUUCUUCUUCCGAUUCACUGAGCAGCUCAACUUUAUCGGCGGGAUCUACCUCGUCUACACCCUUCGGUCGCUCGACAGCCGCACUUCUUACUUCAUACCUGUCCCGGCCAACACGCCUCUCGUAGCUCCAUUGAGGCUCAUACCUACCGAAGAAAGAAAACUCGAGUCGCCGCUGACGCCCGAUAGCGGAAAGGGCGCCACCAAUUACUCAACCCCACCGAGUCACGGCCUCCCUGAAACGUCGACGCUUCCCACCGCCCCAUGGGAGGCCAACACGUUCUCGACCUCUUCUUUCUUCGGCGCAUCGACUCGCCUCAAGCGACUCGAAUGGGACGUGAUGCUCUUCUUCGUCUCGGUCGUCCCUUCGUGCCUCGUCUUCAUGGGCUUGUCGAUCUGGUUCGCUCUUCAAUGCUACGAGAUCCUACUCAACCCGGUCCGAUUCGAAUUCCUUCUCACGGGCUUCGUUUGGAUGUACACCUUGUGGGGUACGCUCGCCAUGGCCGCCAUCACGAUCAAGACGAUCCGCUCCUCGCGUCGGCACGACACGCGGGCGAACCACAAUGGGCUCCUCAUCACGAGUGGGAAAGGACUCGCCGACGUUAUGAGUCGAACGUCAUUGAGAACUAACCACACCACAGCGGACGUUCCGAUCGAUGGAUUGGGACCACUGGCGGGAACCGAGGACGAGCGCAAGGUCGUCGAGAAUUGGCAGAGGCGGAGGGAGCAGAGCAUGUCGAUCAUGAAAGGGGUUCAUGUCGACCUCGCAGUUGAGCAUCAAGUCGAAUAA
Molecule: messenger RNA, 2217 nt
Organism: Microbotryum saponariae
Lineage: Eukaryota; Fungi; Basidiomycota; Microbotryomycetes; Microbotryales; Microbotryaceae
Source: the annotation of a GenBank genome assembly